Molecule: messenger RNA, 1032 nt
Organism: Trichomonas vaginalis G3
Lineage: Eukaryota; Parabasalia; Trichomonadida; Trichomonadidae
Exons: 1
Coding region: 1-1032 (343 amino acids)
Source: RefSeq, a predicted model, not a curated record
AUGCAAGGUUGCGGCAAAUUCGAUAAGCUUUCACGUUCACAGCUUAUUAAUGAUUUGUCAGACACCCAGUGGGUUUCAUUGAAAAGGGAAAGGAGAAAUUAUUGGAAGUCCGUUUAUUUGAACAAUGGUUCAUAUUCAAAAAGUGAUUACUGUUGGGAUAAUCGCACACAAAUCGAUGAGCAGGAACAAUUAAGCCAAUCGGUUUUGGCACUGAGUUCAACAAAGAACAAGCUCAACGUCCUUUUACCAAUAUUAAACGAAAUUUCGGUUAAAGGUUUUGAUUUCUUCUCUUUCAGAGCAUCAUCAAUGAUGAAAAGACUCACAGAUUUCAUUGUGCGUAGUUUUGAAACCUUAAACGACGAAGAGAAAAAAAUUGCGAUAAAAAUCUUGAAUAUUCUGACAAAUGAUCAGAAUAACCGGCAAUUACUUCCAUUGCAAGUAAUUGAGCUCGCUGUCCAGCAUUUCGGAUCUUUUCCUGAAGAUUCUCUCUCAAUUUUGAAAAAUUUGGAUGAAAUUUUAUUGAAAUCUCCAAAAUUCGACUGCAGCUGUCCGAACGAGAUUCUUAAUCAAAUUGACGAUGACAAUUUAAUCAUUAAAUUGCUUUGUCUCUGUAGAAAUCUGAUCUCCUACAUUUCAGUUGACAGAGCUCUUGCAUUAGCAGAAACAAGUCCUUCUUUGCUUGUUGAACUCACAAGAAAAGUCAAAAAUUCUUGCUUUGAUUCAAAUCUCCGUAGAUUUGUCUUGAAUUUGAUCAAGAAGGGACAAAUAGAGAUUGGAUGUGCUGCAUUAUGCAACAUAUUCGAUGAAUGUCCUGAUUUUGCUGAUGAUUUAUCCUCAGAAAAAGAAUUAAUUUCAAUAUUGACAAAGCAAACAACAAAAUCAGGAACAAUCGCUACAAUUGCUUUGUCAUUCUUAGACAAGAGCAAUCAUACCAUCGAUUGCCUUCAAAAAUGCUAUGCAAAAGAAGUUGAUCCAAAAAUGAGAUCUUUAAUCAGAGAAAGAAUCGUUUCGCUUGAGAAACAAGCAAUUUAA